AAGGCAAAUACGUCUGGAAGGCUGUGGUGCAAGGCCACUUUUGCUGGCUAUAAGCGAGGCCUCCGGAACCAGAGAGAGCACACGGCUCUUCUUAAAAUUGAAGGUGUUUAUGCCCGAGAUGAAACUGAAUUCUACCUGGGCAAGAGAUGUGCUUACGUGUAUAAAGCAAAAAACAACACAGUGACACCCAGAGGCAAACCAAACAAAACCAGAGCGAUCUGGGGGAAAGUAACCCGGGCCCAUGGGAACAGUGGCAUGGUUCAUGCCAAAUUCCGAAGCAACCUUCCUGCGAAGGCCAUUGGACACAGAAUCCGUGUGAUGCUGUACCCUUCCAGAAUUUAAACUAAUGAAACGUAA
Mesocricetus auratus (golden hamster) is the source of this 357-nucleotide messenger RNA. Its product is annotated as 60S ribosomal protein L35a-like. The annotation marks the transcript as partial. Gene Ontology annotation, biological process: ribosomal large subunit biogenesis; cytoplasmic translation. The transcript has a single exon. The record is from RefSeq and is a predicted model, not a curated record. Gene Ontology annotation, molecular function: structural constituent of ribosome. Gene Ontology annotation, cellular component: ribosome; cytosolic large ribosomal subunit. Lineage: Eukaryota; Metazoa; Chordata; Mammalia; Rodentia; Cricetidae.